Molecule: messenger RNA, 1764 nt
Organism: Thalassophryne amazonica
Lineage: Eukaryota; Metazoa; Chordata; Actinopteri; Batrachoidiformes; Batrachoididae
Gene: htr7c
Product: 5-hydroxytryptamine (serotonin) receptor 7c
Exons: 2
Coding region: 358-1563 (401 amino acids)
Biological process (GO): G protein-coupled receptor signaling pathway, coupled to cyclic nucleotide second messenger; smooth muscle contraction; chemical synaptic transmission
Cellular component (GO): dendrite; plasma membrane
Molecular function (GO): neurotransmitter receptor activity; G protein-coupled serotonin receptor activity
Source: RefSeq, a predicted model, not a curated record
CACAUGUUGGCUGGACUCCGCGUCUUUAUGUGCAUGCCUUCUGACAGGAGGCUGCCUGUGCGUCAAAGGAUCGAUGCGUCAUGGAUAGGUGCGGUUUGCGCAGCGAAAAUCGACACACGCACUCCACACUUGCCACGGAAGUGCGACGAGACGACCGCACUUCUGGAUUUCAAACAGUUUGAGCUAAACUUGCUUAUUUUUCCUCUCUCUCUCUCACUCACCAGCCGCAUCGUUUUGUACAGCUGCGACCCGAAACCGCUGGACAGGACGCGAAAGCAGGUUCGAGCCAUUUAAAUAUGCGCGUAAUUGGCAAACACUGGCGACGCAUUCCGUGCGUACCGGGAUAACGCUGCCGUGAUGUUCAAUACUUCUGGGAUUGAGCACACUUUUACCAAGAAAGAGGAGAUUUCCGAAGUUAGCAAUGGCACCGUGCAACUGGUUUACAACGUGCUGGUUACUGUCAGUCCCACGGCCGCGUGGAACAAGUCGUGCGGGGAGCAGCUGCAGGAUUUCGGGCGCCCAGAGAAGAUCAUCAUCGGGGUGAUGCUGGCGAUCAUCACGGCGGUCACCGUGAUGGGAAACACUCUGGUGGUGAUUGCAGUGUGCGUGGUGAAGAAGCUCAGGCAGCCUUCAAACUAUCUGCUGGUGUCCUUAGCCGUGGCGGACCUGUCAGUGGCCAUCGCGGUGAUGCCGUUUGUCAUAGUGACAGAUCUCACCGGGGGCAAGUGGCUGUUCGGUGAGGUGUUCUGCAACAUCUUCAUCGGCAUGGAUGUAAUGUGCUGCACCGCCUCCAUCAUGACCCUCUGUGUGAUCAGCGUCGACAGGUACCUGGGGAUCACUCGGCCUCUCACCUACCCAGCACGACAGAAUGGCCAACUGAUGGCAAAGAUGAUCCUUGGGGUGUGGCUGGUGUCUGCAUCAAUCACCCUACCACCCUUCUGUGGCUGGGCGAAGAACGUCCACACAGCCGGUGUGUGCCUCAUUAGCCAAGACUUUGGCUACACCAUCUAUUCCACAGCCGUAGCCUUUUACAUUCCAAUGCUGGUCAUGCUGGUCAUGUACUACAAGAUCUUUAAGGCAGCCCGGAAGAGUGGCGCCAAGCAUCGCUUCACAGACUUUUCACGCCGCGAGCGCCUUGAAACAGUGGCUAAUGAGGCAUUGCGCAUGCAGGGUUUGAAACCACCAGGUGUGGCAGAUGAGUGUGCCGCUUUAUCUCGACUGCUGAACCGUGAGCGCAGAAACAUCUCCAUCUUCAAACGGGAGCAGAAAGCAGCCACAACACUGGGGGUGAUUGUGGGUGUGUUUGCCGUGUGCUGGCUGCCGUUCUUCAUCCUGUCCACCGCCAGGCCUUUUAUCUGCGGGGUGGAGUGUAGCUGUGUGCCAAUCUGGCUGGAACGUACGCUGCUUUGGUUAGGUUACGCCAACUCACUAAUGAACCCCUUCAUCUAUGCCUUUUUCAACCGAGACCUGCGCUCCACGUAUCGCGACCUUCUCCGCUGUCGUUACCGCAACAUCAACCGCAGAUUGUCUGCCGUCGGCGUGCAUGAGGCCCUCAAAGUGUGAAGCACAGCAGUUUAGUAGCAAAUGUUGCUUCAUACUGGGUCUAUAAAGUCUGGAUUUCUGCCCUUGACCAGAACACAGCAGGCCUGCAGACACAACACAGACUGACAGGAUGAUGGACUCAGUUCGUGGCAAAGACAAAGAAACAGCAUGAACACUUCAGUAUCCAUGGUUCUCACUUCUCAGUCACUCUAAUUUUAGAAA